AUGAAAUUAUUUGCGAUUAUCACAUGUGUUAGCUUCUUCUUUGAUAAAUCUUUAAGUUCAGCAGACUGUAGAGACGACAUCGACUCGAAGCGUUUCGACUGCUACCCAGAAAAUGGCGCCUCUCAAGAGAAAUGCGAAAUUCGCGGCUGUUGUUGGAAAGUUGCUACAAACAAAAGACAUGAAGUCACUGUUCCGCUUAAUGUUCCAUACUGUUUUUAUCCAAAGAACUUUGGAUACAGGAUAGUGAAUGAACAAGAAACGGCAACAGGAAUAUUGCUUGAUCUUCAAAUGCAACAACCAGGACCAUAUGGUGCUGAUGUUGAGAAUCUUAGAGUUAAUGUUGAUUUUGAAACGGAAAACCGUGUACAUGUGAAGAUUUACGAUCCCAACGAAAAGCGUUAUGAAGUUCCCAUUGAAACCCCAAAGGUGGCAAAGAAAAGCUCAAAGCAAAAUUAUUUGAUCAGUUUCACCAAAUAUCCAUUUGGUUUUUCUGUCACUAGAAAAUCAACUGGACGUGUUUUAUUCAAUUCUACAGCAGGAGCGAUGAUUUUUGAAGACCAGUUUCUACAAAUUUCUAGUUUCCUACCAUCAACGAAUAUUUACGGUUUGGGGGAGCAUGUCGACAGUUUUAGACUAAAUGUAACUUGGCAGAAAUUGGUAAUGUUUGCUCGUGAUGGUGGGGGUACUCCAUUUGGAGGAAUCAAUCUUUAUGGAACUCAUCCAUUCUAUGUGAAUAUAGAACCAGAUGGAAAUGCCAAUGGCGUAUUUUUACUUAACAGCAAUGCAAUGGAAGUUAUCUUGCAGCCAACACCUGCCAUUACAUAUCGUACAAUAGGUGGUAUUUUGGACUUUUACAUAUUUCUUGGUCCGGAACCUGAUUUAGUUGUUCAGCAAUACACGGAAGUCAUAGGUCGACCAUUUAUGCCACCGUACUGGUCCCUAGGUUUUCAUCUCUGUCGAUGGGGUUAUAUGACGUCAAAUAGAACUCAGGCCAUUGUAAAUAAGAUGCGUCAAUAUGGAAUUCCUCAAGAUGUGCAGUGGAAUGACAUUGAGUAUGCUAAUCAUCGCUUUGAUUUUACUGUUAAUCCAAAAACUUUUGGAGGUCUUCCAGAACUUGUCGACGAUCUUCACAAACACAAUCAGCAUUAUAUUCCUAUCACAGACCCUGGAAUUCCAAAUUCAGAUCCAAAUUAUGCUCCAUAUGUAGAUGGUCUUAAAAUCGGGGCUUUUGUGUUGAAGCCCGACAAAGAUGAACCUUUAGUGGGCAAGGUAUGGCCUGGCAAUACUGUCUUCCCUGAUUUCUUUAACCCUGACACAAUAGGGUAUUGGCAAGAUCAAUUACAAAAAUUUCAUCGUAAGGUUAGUUUUGAUGGUCUUUGGAUUGAUAUGAACGAACCGUCAAACUUUGUGGACGGUUCUACAACUGGUUGUGAAGAUUCAAAAUAUGAAAGUCCACCUUACGUACCUGGAAUCAUGGGAGGUUUUCUGACUUCUAAGACAAUAUGUAUGGGAGCUAGACAUUCUAAUGGUAUUCAUUAUAAUCUUCACAGUUUAUAUGGACAUUCUGAGCUAAUUGCCACCUCUAGAGCUAUUCAAAAUAUCUUGAGGAAAAGAACUUUGGUGAUUUCACGAUCUACUUACCCCAGCAGUGGAAAAUAUGGAGGUCAUUGGUUGGGAGAUAAUAAAAGUCUGUGGCCUGAUAUGGGUUAUUCUAUAUCUGGCAUUCUAGACUUCAAUUUGUUUGGAAUUCCAAUGGUUGGAGCAGAUAUAUGUGGAUUCAACGGAAAUACUCAGGUAGAGUUGUGUAAACGAUGGUUAGAACUUGGCGCGUUUUAUCCUUUUUCAAGGAAUCACAACACGAAAGGAACGAUUGCUCAAGAUCCGGUUUCACUUGGUGAUGAUGUUGCAGCAAUAGCUCGAAAGACAUUUUUAAUUCGAUAUAGUCUCUUACCAUAUCUUUAUACACUGUUUUAUAAAGCUCACGUUUUUGGAAGUACUGUUGCCCGUUCUCUUGUAUUUGAAUUUCCGAAAGAUCCAAAUACUUAUUCUAUUCAAGCUCAAUUUCUCUGGGGAUCAGCAUUAUUGAUCUCUCCUGUCCUCACUGAAGGUUCUACGCAAGUGGAAGCAUACUUCCUGCAGAUGUGUGAUGCUCCUAUUGAUAAGAUCAAUUUACACAUAAGAGGUGGCUUUAUACUUCCUAUGCAGGAACCAUCAACGACAACAGCAGAAAGCCGUCGAAAUAAUUUUUAUAUCAUUGCCGCUUUAAGUUCAAGUGGAUCUGCAAUUGGUGAUUUAUACCUUGAUGAUGGUGAAAGUCUCGAUCCAAAGGAAACUUUAAUGGUACAAUUCUCCGUGCAGUCACAUGUUCUGACGUCAUCUCCAUCUUUUGCUGGCUACACUCCUUCAGCUAAAGUGGCCAAUAUAACAGUUCUUGGUGUUAAUUCUUCAAAUUUAAGUCAAGUGUUGGUAAAUGGAGAUCGUACUCCUUUUCAAUUUGACAACUCGUCUAAAAUUCUUCGUCUUCCAUUAUUGAGUCUCAGUCUUGUUAAAAAGUUCUUGAUUUCUUGGCACUAA
Molecule: messenger RNA, 2574 nt
Organism: Xenia sp. Carnegie-2017
Lineage: Eukaryota; Metazoa; Cnidaria; Anthozoa; Malacalcyonacea; Xeniidae
Product: lysosomal alpha-glucosidase-like
Exons: 3
Coding region: 1-2574 (857 amino acids)
Biological process (GO): carbohydrate metabolic process
Molecular function (GO): alpha-1,4-glucosidase activity; carbohydrate binding
Source: RefSeq, a predicted model, not a curated record